Lecanosticta acicola is the source of this 1670-nucleotide messenger RNA. The record is from the annotation of a GenBank genome assembly. NCBI's taxonomy places the organism in Eukaryota, Fungi, Ascomycota, Dothideomycetes, Mycosphaerellales, Mycosphaerellaceae.
AUGGUCUGGACCAACGACGACAGAGGAUGGCUGCUCACGGGCUUGAGCGCAGUCGGUAUGUGCAGAGAAUGGAUUGUCUGCCAGGGAUCAAAGACUAAUUUGAUGUAUUGUAGCGUGCAUGUUUGGCGCUUCGGUCAUUUGCGUCGACAUAAUCAUUCGACAGUUUCCUGGAAAGCGGAGCUUCAGAAUACAGGACAGCGACAGAUUCAUGUCGGUAUCGCUAAGCCUGAGCUUCGGUGUCAUGGUAAGUGAUUGAAGCGAAUCAUCUGGCAAAAAGGCUAACAAGAAUGCAGCUCUUCUCGGCACUGUAUAGUAUGCUGCCAUCUUCGAAAAGCUCACUUGAGAAAGGCGGCUAUUCAUCGAGAGACUCGGCCUGGAUACUCAUCGGGUGCUUUAUUGGAGGUGUGAUGGGCAUUCAAAUCAUAUCCAGGGUCAUCCACAAAUACAUCCCACAUAACGUCGUCGAUUGUGAGCACUCCCACGAGCCGGACGAGGAAGCUGCCCAUAAGAAGAGCGACGACCACCACAACACGGCGGGGCAUGAUCUUCCUCAUGCUCAUGGGCAUGGUCAGACAAGGAUGCACGCACAAAGAAGCACUGAAAGUGCUCUUCCAGAUCCCACUUCACGGAAUGAGACAUUACAACGGAAGUCGUCGCUUCCACUCUUUGGCGGCAAAAGUAUGAGCUCCAAUACGCACAGCGAGACGAACGGUCACAUCACACCAACGAGACCGACGCUGCAAUCAUCGAUCACGGGAACAAUAUCAAAGCUCACAUCAGGCAAAGAUCCAUCUUGUGGCUGCGAUGGCCCUUGCUACGGCUACAGCGAUAUAUGCCAAACCAAGUGCUUCAAAACUGUCACACCUGGGGGCGUGAUCAAGAUGACAAAACCUUCUGCUGGGAUCCAAAGACCCUCGGCUGUGAAGAACCUCACUGCGUCCGAGUCAACGCCUCUAUUACAGCGCAUUGACGAUGAUUCUCUGACAAGACCGCACACACAUAGUGCGGCAGAACGCCACGCGCCACGGGAAGAAAGCUACGACCUCGAACAAGGUCCAUCAGAAGACAGCUCUACCACGGCGGUAGCGACACGAUCGCAUGAACAUCACGAUCACGACGACGACGACGACGAUGACGAACACGACGAACACGAUGAUCUCGAAGACUCUCAACACCACCACCACCACGUUCCCACCAACGCUUUCCUCUCCAUCGGCCUCCAAACUUCCAUCGCCAUCGCAUUACAUAAACUCCCCGAAGGCUUCAUCACCUACGCCACGAACCACGCCAACCCAGACCUGGGCUUCAGCGUCUUCUUCGCCCUCUUCAUCCACAACAUCACCGAGGGCUUCGCGAUGGCCCUCCCCCUCUACCUCGCCAUCAACAAUCGCGUCAAAGCCGUCACCAUCUCCUUCGCCCUCGGAGGACUCAGUCAGCCUCUCGGCGCCGGCGUGGCUGCGUUGUGGUUUCACUUUGGCAAACAAGGUGGUUGGGCCCCCAGCGAGGCUGGCAAUGGCAUCAUGUUUGCCAUCACGGCUGGUAUCAUGGCGAGCGUGGCGCUGCAGCUCUUCAGUGAAGCGUUGGAAUUGACGCAUUCCAAAGGUUUAUGUAUGGUGGGUGCGUUCUGCGGGAUGGCUAUUCUCGGGAUUAGCAGUGCUUUGACUGCUUGA